GAGAAGGAAGACUAGAAGAGAGGAGAAAGAUAGGAAUUAAGGAGGACUAGAGGUGAGGAGGAAGAGUGGAGUUAAGGAGGACUAGUGGAGAGAAGAAGGAUUAAAGGAGAGAAGGAGGAAUAGAGGAGUUAUAAGGAGUUCUACUUUUCACGAUUUCACCUUGUGAUAUAGAGAACUUUAGAAUUGAAGGCAAUAGUAACAUUUUGCAUUAGUCUGGGGUUCAACUGUCUUACUAACCGUUUAACUGUCACAUAGUGACAGUUACAGCCACCAGAGCAGAGGAUAGUGGACCAGUCAACAGUUGGUUGGAGAGAGGGGAGCAGCUAACGACAGACAAGAGAUAGUGAAGGAGCAAAAAGUGACUAGAGGAGAGUUUAGUGAGUGGUGGGAGAGAUAAUAAGUGUCUGAAAGUAGAGAGAAGGAGGACUAGAGGAGCGAAGGAGGACUAUAGGAGAGGAAAAGGGGAGAGAAGGAGGACUAGAGGAGAGAAGGAGGAAGAGAGGUGUAAAGAAGGACUAGAGAAGAGAAGGAGGAAAAAAGGAGUUAAGGUGGACUAGAGGAGAGGAGGAUAAGACUAGUUAAGGAGGACUAGUGGUGAGAAGGAGGGAGAGAGGAGUUAAGGAGGACUAAGAGAAGGAGUAAUUUAGGUGUAAAGGAGGACUAGAGGAGAGAAGCAGGACUAGAGGAGAGAAGCAGGACUAGAGGAGGGCAGAAAAGCCAAAAUGAAGCCUAAGUGCUUUCAAAAAAAUGAUCGAGGAUCAGAAGCUUGGAGGAAAUUGAAAAGGAGUCGUGAAGAUGAUGAGGAAAAAUCAGAGCAGAGACGGAGGAGCAAAAAAGCUAAAAAAUCAGAGAAGAGCAUUGAAAAGAAUAAAAACAUAAAAGAAAAUAGCAGGAAGAAGAGCAAAGAGCAGGAAGAAAAGAAGUUCCAGCAGAAAAGAUCAAGGAGCCCAGAGAGCAGCGCAGGAGGAGGAAGCCACAGAAAGAAGAGACCCUGUGUUCCAGCCACAAAACCUGCCCAACUUGACAUCAGCAGCUUCAUAUUCCAUUUUGAGCUUGGGCAGGGGAACUUUGGCAAGGUCAUGUUGGCUUCUUGGACCAGCAAGAAAAAGCUAGUGGCAGUGAAGAUCUCGGAGAAGACACCGCUGACUGAGAUGGAAGCUCAUGUCCUACAGAUUGCGAGGGGAAGCCCUUUCCUGUGCCAUGCCUAUGCGGCCUUCCAGACAAAGAUAGUAGCAUAUAUCAUCUUGGAGUAUAUUGGCGGGGGAACCCUUCACGAUCUGAUGAGUGGACAAGGAAUCAUAAAGACAGACAACAUCGUGUUCUACUCAGCAGAGAUGAUUUGCGGCCUGCAAUUCCUUCAUUCCAAAGGGAUCAUCCACCGUGACCUCAAACCAGCCAACAUCCUGCUAGACCAUGAAGGCCAUAUCAAAAUUGCUGACUUUGGUCUGGCAGUUAACUGCAUCUUCCGCAACAACACCACCACCAGAGGCAGAGCCGGAACACGUGGAUAUAUGGCACCGGAGGUGAUCAAAAGGAAGGAGUACAACGCAGCAGCCGACUGGUGGUCAUUGGGUGUUGUCAUCUACAAAAUGGCUACCAAUCUUUUUCCAUUUAACAACGAGCAAUCGGUAGUCGACAAAGAGCCCGAAUAUAGCAGCAUUUGCAGCACAGAACUGGUGGAUCUCCUGCAAGCGCUACUGAAGAAAGAUCGCCAUCAACGUCUUGGAACCACCGGGAACAUCAGGGAGCACCCUUUCUAUGCAUCUGUCGACUGGGUCAAACUGGAAAACCGCACGAUAAAACCACCCUUCAAGCCCAUGGUGUCUUCAUAUGGGGACUUCAGCGACUCAACUGGAGAAACUUCAUCAUCUUUGACGGUUUCAAGUGAUGACGACAGUAACAACACCGUCCUGGAAGGGUUCUCGUUCCAAGAUUUAUCAGAUAGUAGUGGUAGAUUAGAUGUUAAGGUUUAAAGUUAAAAUGUAUUUUACAUAAAGAUAAAUAGUUCUAAAGGUAAAAGGCCCCCAUUCAUAUACAUAAAAUAACCCAAUCUAAAUGUUUUUGUAAGCGGAGUAUCUGAUAUUGUAAAUAACCACCCCAAUAUUUAGAACAAAACUUUCCUAAAAGGAAAACCUAUAAAACCACAACUCUAAACAUAUACAGUACUAUAAAUUUGCUGUGCAGAAGGUAGACCAAGAUAUGAAGUUAAUAGCAUUCAGGUCAUUUAUUGGUGUUUUAUCCUGGUGACAAAAUAGAUCAAAGUAGGCCACGUGACAAAAUGACACAUAUUAUAUCAUAAGAAAAAUCUGAUUAAAAUCAUUAAUCAUAUCCAAAACUCAGUCUCUUUAUAGUACUGUAAUCCUUAACUCUGUUCACCUACAUUUAAUUACCAUUCAUUGAUCAAUGGGUCACCCUAAAAGCCCCAAAACAUAUAACUUAAUAACUUAAAAUUUUGUAAUUUGCAAUGAAUUUAUAAUUCUGAUUUCCCAUUAUCCCCAGAUCAGCUAUUCCACAAACCAUAAGUAAUUCCAUUAAUAGUAAUCUUCCCAUAGCUUCCAUCAAUCCCCGAAAAAACACAGGUACUGUAAUUUAUCAUCAAACCAUAAUGCACUGCUGCUGCUCUCUCUCUCGCAAUCCCUGUUUGCAGCCAUCUUGUAACAUGCCAAAAUAUUGUGUCCAGGGCACCCAAUGAAUAGGGUUUUAUCUCCUGACUUUCAGUUAAGGGAGUCUUGAAAUAUAAAGAACACGGAGGACAGUGAGUAUGCUGUAUGUAACCUGACCCCCCUCCCCUAACUAAACUAUAACUUCCAGCAUCUGAUAGAGGAAUCUAUGCAGAGUGUAGCGAUAAAAACAGUAGAGCAGGGGUUUGCAUACUAAUCACAAUGCUACACUUACCAGCAUUUAAUCUUUUCUCCUCUCUCUAACUGUUGUUCUUUUCUUUUCCUUCUGCAUCCAUCGUGAGCCUGGACUCAUCCUCAGGAGCAGAUCACAUGGACAUCACAAGGCAGUCGUGCGAGAGAGCAAUAACAAGCAAAUACCUGUUACCCGAUCAGAUACUUCCAAAUAAUUUUCCCUAAUGUUAGUUGAAAUAAUAAACUUUACUUACACUAUA
Molecule: messenger RNA, 3112 nt
Organism: Xenopus laevis (African clawed frog)
Lineage: Eukaryota; Metazoa; Chordata; Amphibia; Anura; Pipidae
Product: protein kinase C delta type-like
Exons: 9
Coding region: 723-1973 (416 amino acids)
Source: RefSeq, a predicted model, not a curated record